Lolium rigidum is the source of this 687-nucleotide messenger RNA. RefSeq lists its product as uncharacterized. The coding region runs from base 1 to 687 and encodes 228 amino acids. The record is from RefSeq and is a predicted model, not a curated record. Lineage: Eukaryota; Viridiplantae; Streptophyta; Magnoliopsida; Poales; Poaceae. The transcript has 4 exons.
AUGGCAACAUUUGACGUAUAUGGUUUGGAGAAUCUGAGUAACAGCCAAUUAAUUGAGUCACAAAUAUGUGUGGUAAAUCAGCAUAGGGAUGACGUCAGUAGCCUCAAUGUUGCAAUAGCCGGAUGGACGGUAAACCCUUCCCUGUACGGUGAUAGCAGAACACAUUUCUUUACACUAUGGACGGCAGAUGGGUAUAAAUCAACUGGGUGCUAUGAUAUGUCAUGCGUUGGUUUUGUGCCGGUAAAUUAUGCUCCUAUCACGCCAGGAGAUAUUCUAGAUCCUACUGACGGACAUCUUAAGAUCACAAUAAAGAUUUUUAAGAAUAAGGAUGAUGGUGACUGGUGGUUGCACUUUGGUCGUGAUAACCAUAACCUUAGCGCUGUUGGGUACUGGCCAAAGAGUAUUUUUAAUAAUUUAGAAGACCAUGCAAAUAACAUACAAUGGGGUGGUUACACUCGAUCUGCGCUUCAUAGUGCUAGCCCCCCAAUGGGCAAUGGACAUUGGCCCAAACAAAGAGCAGCUUCUGUUCGAGACGUCCGAUACGUCGACUCUAGUGGCAAAGGCUACGGAAUUGAUCCAUGGCCUGUUGGCCUUCGUGCUUACGUAUCCCAUAAGCAGUGUUAUGACGUUAGUUAUUUUCUUAAUGAAAUGUUUUACUAUGGAGGUCCAGGUGGUUGUACCAAGUAG